Spodoptera exigua (beet armyworm) is the source of this 1066-nucleotide messenger RNA. Lineage: Eukaryota; Metazoa; Arthropoda; Insecta; Lepidoptera; Noctuidae. The record is from the annotation of a GenBank genome assembly.
AUGGGCGCAAAGGCGAGCACCGCGAACGGGGGGCAGAGUCCGCGCACCAGGACAUUCUCCACGAGCUCCAGCUCCGAGGUGGUGUCCAGUGGCGCGGGGUUCAGCCUGCUGAGAGCGAUACCGGGGAUACAAGUGACGAACGACCGCCAGCGAGCCAGGUCACUGUCUUCCGUGCCUGAUCUGCACGCUUCUCACGAAGCUAUCGCGAUCCCGCCUAACUCUCAGAGCUACGAGGCGUCCGCAGCCGCCAGCCCCGACACAGACUCGAGUUCCAAUGAGGAGGCGGGCCCGGUGCCCGGUACCUCGCUCGCGCUGGGACGUGUCUACGCCACGCACUCCCUGCCUUCACAUAUCUGGUCAAUAAACGGCGCACGCGCUUUGGUCGUUCAGUCGUGUUCGGACUACCGCAGCGCUCGCACCGCCAGCACUAUGUACAGACGCCGCUACCGCACCACCCUCGGGCUCGGGCUCGGCUCCUCCUUCUCCUCCUCGUUCUCGACGACGCUGUCGUUCCGCACUACCACCACCACCACCACCUCUGCCACCGACACCGUCAGGUCGGACGCGCGCGCCACUGCCGCUAAGCUCAAAUCCAAGUAUGAAAACGCCGGCACAGCGCAAGGUAUAAAAUGUCCGGUGUGCAGCAAGUUUGUGUUGCCGGACGACAUAGAGUGCCAUCUUGUCAUGUGUCUCACCAGGCCACGACUAUCCUAUAAUGAGGACGUGCUAAGCGACUCGAAGGGCGAGUGUGUGAUCUGUCUGGAGGAGCUUUCCGCCGGAGACACAAUCGCCCGCCUGCCCUGCCUUUGCAUCUACCACAAGGGAUGUAUAGAUCAAUGGUUUGAAGUGAACAGAUCGUGCCCGGAGCACCCCGGGGACUAGUAGUGCGGCGCGGCGCCGCCCGUGCCAUGUCGCGAGUGAUACUUUUAUACUGAACUGACUGUGCCCGAGGGCCUUGUAAAUAUAAACUUAUGCUAGUGAGAUGUUUUACCGUUUAAUGAUUAAACAAAAAUAAGAAAAAAAACAAAGACAAUUAUAGUAACGAAACGCUAUGGGAAAUUCUUGG